UAGAAUAAUUAAAACAUCCGGCUUUUACUCAUCGGCUUCCGCUAUACUUCCUGGUGUGCGCUUAUGUCUAAUGUGGGAAAAACUGAGAUUAAAUAAUAGAAUUGCACAACUGCACAAUGAAGAUCGUAACAUGGAACAUAAACGGUAUAAGAACUUUUCGAAGUGGCAUUAAAAAAGCACUGGACUCACUGGAUGCAGACAUAAUUUGCGUUCAGGAAACAAAGGUUACGAGAGACUUGCUUGACGAAAGAACGGCGAUUGUCGAUGGCUAUAACUCGUAUUUCAGCUACAGUCGAGGGCGCAGUGGCUAUUCAGGGGUCGCCACUUACUGCAAAGACCAGGCCACUCCAUGUGCAGCAGAGGAGGGGCUCACGGGCCUCUUGACCAGCCACGAUGGAGCUGUUAAAUGUUACGGUGAUCACGCAGAGUUUUCUAAUGAAGAGCUACAGCUUUUAGACAACGAGGGACGUGCAGUCAUUACACAGCACAGAAUCACAUGCCAAGGUGGGACACAACUCAUCACUGUAAUAAAUGUGUACUGUCCAAGAGCAGAUCCUGAAAAGCCUGAAAGGAAACAGUUUAAGCUGCAGUUCUACAAGUUGCUUCAAUCCCGAGCUGAAGCUAUUCUGAAAAGUGGAAGCCAUGUUAUUGUUUUGGGUGACGUAAACACAUCUCACAGACCUAUAGAUCAUUGCGACCCCAGUGAGAUUGAUGAUUUUGAAGAAAACCCUGGGAGGAAAUGGCUAAAUGGAUUUCUACACUGUAACCAAGAUGAUCAAGACAGAAAAGAUGAGGACAUGACUGAAGAACAUGAGGCCCCUUUGAAUCAGUCUGGGGGAGGAAAGUUUGUGGAUAUGUUUCGCUUUUUUCACUCAACUCGUCCCAAUGCGUUCACAUGUUGGUCCACUAUGACAGGUGCGCGGCAGACUAACUACGGCACACGUAUUGACUAUAUAUUUGCAGAUUGUCAGCUUGCAAAAGACAAGUUUGUGGCAGCAGAUAUUAUGCCUGAAGUCGAGGGGUCAGAUCACUGUCCAGUGUGGGGACAGCUGAGCUGUACUCUCCUCCCAAAUCCUAAACCUCCUCCUUUCUGUACACAGUACCUUCCAGAGUUUGCAGGAAAGCAGCAGAAACUCUCUCGAUUUCUAGUGAAGAUGGACCAGAAAAUACCUCAGCCCAGUCCUAGGGAGGAAUUACCUUUGUCUCAAGAAGAGGAGGAGAGGCGAGAGAAUGUAAACCCAUCUGGAAGAGGUGAAAAGAGGCCAGCAGACUCAGCUCUUCCAAAAGGGAAAAAAACAAAGACUACAAAGCCUCAAGGAAAUCUACUUGCAUUUUUUAAACCCAAGACUGUUAAUGUUGUUUCUUCUAUUGAAUCGACUGAUAAGCGAUGUGAAAAUAAUGUUAAUCAGGGCGAGGUCAACUCUAUUCCAAAGCCCUUGGUCAAGCACAGGGUCACAGAUACUGCAGGAGUGUGUUCCAGCAGUGCGUCAAAAGAGGACAGACAUACUAUUAAAGUAGACAGUUCAACCUCACAGUUUCUUACACCCACCUCAGAUGCCAAGAAAGGCUCAGUGUUUUGGAAGUCUGUGCUGAAGGGCCCUCCUCCUGCUCCAUGCUGUAAGAUCCAUGGGGAGCCGUGUGUCCUCCGCACCGUGAAGAAGGAGGGGCCAAACAUUGGCAAGCAGUUUUUUGUGUGUGCCCGUCCUCAGGGACAUGCUUCCAACCCCGAGGCUCGCUGUAACUUCUUUGCGUGGGUUGAGAAGAAAUGAUGAACGACCCACUUACUGUUGUUUAUAUUGCCUCAGACAUGCUACAUGCUGCCAAUCCUGUUUAUAGUUUUAUAAAAUAAUAAAAGAGUAGUUUUUUAUA
Boleophthalmus pectinirostris (great blue-spotted mudskipper) is the source of this 1869-nucleotide messenger RNA. RefSeq names its product APEX nuclease (apurinic/apyrimidinic endonuclease) 2 (gene apex2). Lineage: Eukaryota; Metazoa; Chordata; Actinopteri; Gobiiformes; Gobiidae. Gene Ontology annotation, molecular function: DNA-(apurinic or apyrimidinic site) endonuclease activity; double-stranded DNA 3'-5' DNA exonuclease activity; DNA binding. The transcript is spliced from 6 exons. Gene Ontology annotation, cellular component: nucleus. Gene Ontology annotation, biological process: base-excision repair. The coding region runs from base 117 to 1769 and encodes 550 amino acids. The record is from RefSeq and is a predicted model, not a curated record.